AUGACCAGUGGCUCAAGCGAUCCUCCUUCGGGCGAUCAGAGUAGCGGUACGUCGCAGCGUUCAUACGAUGAAGUGCCCGCGCUUUCACGAAUCGGAAUGCGACCCACGCCUUUUUGGAAAACGAAGCCGGAUCUAUGGUUCGUGCAGAUGGAAGCCCAAUUCCUUACAGCGAAUAUAACGGUAGAUGUAAUCAAAUACAAUUAUGUAAUACAGUGCCUUGACGACACUUCUCUGACAGAAGUUAAUGACAUUGUGCUUAACCCUCCCGCGACAGAUAAGUACGCCACGCUCAAAAAUAGGUUAGGCAAUAGCUUCGCGGAUAGUGCCGAAAGAAAAUUGCAUAAAUUGUUAAAUGAGGUUGAUCUAGGCGAUCGUCGUCCGUCACAGUUGCUUCGCAGAAUGAGGGACCUUGCGCAAAACGGCGUAUCAAAAGAAGUACUUAGAUCCUUAUGGUUGCAUCACUUGCCACAACAGAUACAGGUUAUUUUAACAGCUACAAAAUAUGAUCUGGAAGAGCUAUCGCAGCUGGUAGACCGAGUAACGGAUGUAUUACCUAUUGGCAAUAACACUGUCGCAACUUUUACACCGAAUCAAGCUACCUCAAUGGAUUCGCAAUGUCUGCGCUGCUGGAUAGAAAAACUGGAAACACGUUUAUUAUGCCGCAAGUCACAUGUCUCAUCGGACCGUCGUCGCAGAAGCCGUUCAAGAUCUAAAUCGAAGAAUCGCCUUUGCUGGUAUCGCAGACGUUUUGGCGGAAAUGCCACCAAGUGUACGCAACCUUGCGGCUGGAAAACGGCUGUGCUGGAAAACUAG
Molecule: messenger RNA, 813 nt
Organism: Cyphomyrmex costatus
Lineage: Eukaryota; Metazoa; Arthropoda; Insecta; Hymenoptera; Formicidae
Exons: 1
Coding region: 1-813 (270 amino acids)
Source: RefSeq, a predicted model, not a curated record